Dunckerocampus dactyliophorus (ringed pipefish) is the source of this 2437-nucleotide messenger RNA. RefSeq names its product coilin p80 (gene coil). The record is from RefSeq and is a predicted model, not a curated record. Bases 77 to 1471 code for a protein of 464 amino acids. Gene Ontology annotation, molecular function: U2 snRNA binding; U1 snRNA binding. Gene Ontology annotation, biological process: spliceosomal snRNP assembly. Lineage: Eukaryota; Metazoa; Chordata; Actinopteri; Syngnathiformes; Syngnathidae. Gene Ontology annotation, cellular component: Cajal body. The transcript is spliced from 7 exons.
GUUUCCAAGAUGGCGGCCAAUCUGCGCGUGCUCAGUAACGAUAAAUGUUUAAAGUAUAACACGACCACAAGCAAGCAUGGCCGCUGCUGUGGUUCCGAGCGGUGGCAACCAAAUCCGUGUCCGUUUACACUUUGACUAUCCGCCGCCAGCAGUGGCGGAUUGCCGCAUGUGUUGGCUGCUGCUAGACUUGAACACCUGCCGCAUGGUGUCCGACCUGGAGAGCAUCGUCCGUGAUAAGUUUGAGUUGAGUCGCCGUAGCAUUAUCAGCCUCUUCAUCGACAAUUGCUAUCUACCACACACGGAAAGCAUUUAUGUUGUUCGUGAUAAUGACAGCAUCAGAGUGAAGGUGGACUGCUGGUCUAAAGUGAACGGUCAUACGAGUGAGCCAAGUGUGAACUUCAAAAAGAGACAGCGACCCACGGAGCCAAGUGACGGUGGAGGAAAUGACACCAGCGUGGAGCGGAUGCAAACAAAGAGGAAAAGGCAGGUGGAGGAGAGUGUGGACUCUAAGCAGACAUCAAGUGCUGAGAGAACCAAAAAGCCCAAAAAGAAAAAACAGAAGGCAGAAGGAAAUGGUCUGAUGGGCAAACCAGCAUCUUCUCCCCCCACAAAAAGUCACAAAGACUGUAAGAUGAAGGGUGAAGCACCACAUGCAAUAUUCCAUAAUCCCCCUGCUUCAGAUUGUAGUUGUGACGUGAGUAAGAACAAUCAAAGUCCCAAAACUAAAGCCAAAAAACCAACCAAAACAAGCACCGCAGUCCCCAAAGUAGCUUCACGCACCCCACCUGCCAAGAAUUCUUUUCCAUCCCCACCCUCAUCAGACACACACGUCUCGAAUGAAGACGCCGCCGCUGUCGGUCUCCAGUCGAGAACUAACAAUUUAACCACUGUUCGACCUACAUUAGCACCCGAUCAUCAGUCAAAAUCCAAGUUGUCAAACUGUGCUGAGGAGCAUCGGAGCGUUCCAACACCCCCGACUGGCAACACCACACAGCAGCAGAAUUCUUGUGACAAAAAGCACGGGGAGAAGAUGGAGGCGCUUCCCCUGCAGCCCACACAGCAACAAAGCUACUGUAACGGAGCUGAAAGUACGCCACCAGAUUACAGCGCCAUGCCCCUUCUAGCUGCCCCCCCACAAGUGGGACAGAAGAUCGCCUUUAAACUGCUGGAGCUUACUGAAAAUUACACACCUGAGGUGUCGGAUUAUAAGGAGGGUAAGAUUGUCAGCUACGACCCCACGAGCAAAGAGAUUGAGCUGGAACUUCUCUCUGCCGCACAAGCCCCGUCAGAGCCUGGCAAAUUUGACUUGGUCUAUCAGAACCCGGAUGGUUCAGAACUUGUGGAGUAUGCUGUGUCCAGAGAGUCCUGGGUAAUAAAGGCUGUGCAGAAGUGUCAAAGAGCGAUGGGACUCCCUGCUGGAACCAAGGCUUUUUAUUUAACUUUUCUCUUCAUUGUUGGAGCAUUUUCAUGAGGUUUUACUGGAAUGGCAGGUGGUCCUCAGGUUACGAACGUUCCUGGACUGGGAACUUCCGUGAUCGCUAAGUCACUCGCGCUCUACACACGACCUAUCCGAGACAGCCGAAAGAAGAUGAAAUACAGGAAUGACAUGAAGGAGUCAUAAAAAGUCCUUACUUUUAUCAGUGUUGGUCUUACCUUCUUGUCCCAGGCUAGUCCUCUUCACAUCUCCUUGUAGCAGCGCACCAAAUCCAUGACCCCUGUAGCAUCCCAUCAUCUUCAUGCUUAAAGAUGGUCAGCGCAGUCCAUCCGUGUCUCCUGAUGUUCGUUUUCACUUCCAUGGUGACGGCUUUCUGUUUCUUUGGUGCAGUGCCGCUUGGGAGACAUCAUGAAGUGUAAAAAGCAAACAACUAAGCAAUGUUAUUCUUCCUCGGUGUGGCUGAGCGUGUGGAACGUAUACCUCAGCAAGUCAUGUGUUUAUGGACCGAUUAAUUUAUUGGAGUGCGUUCAUGACCUUGAAACCUAACACCACAAACCAGCGACCACCUGUACCAUGUGCUUAAAUAUGUAGUAUUUAAAUGGGAACACGACCCGUCCCGGUUGUGUCCCGCCUCUCACCCUAAGACAGCUGGGAUAGGCUCCAGCAUACCCGUGACCCUCGUGAGGACAAGCGCUAUAGAAGAUGAUUGGAUGGAUGGAUCGAUGUCAACAUUCCGUCUGACAGUUUGGUUUUAAAUGACAUGCUGGCCCCAGCUAUUCACUUUGGACCACAUUUUCUUUUAAAUCUUCUUUGACUGCUUUCCACAACGGGCACAUAAUAUUUGUAUGUUUUGUAUACAGGAUGCAAAAUAUUUUUGUAAUAAAACCUUGCAGUCUGUUUUGUUACUAUCAUGUAAAUGUUUGUAAAUAAAUGAUGCUUAUUGUUUGAGUCACACAACAAGCAUGAGUUGCCAUGACGAUAUCUGAUGCAAGUUUAGUUACG